This is a messenger RNA of Trichobilharzia szidati, 291 nucleotides long. The record is from the annotation of a GenBank genome assembly. NCBI's taxonomy places the organism in Eukaryota, Metazoa, Platyhelminthes, Trematoda, Strigeidida, Schistosomatidae.
AUGUCGAACUUCCACUUUGCCCUUCGUUUUCUCCGGGCAUCUAAUACAAACUCAACGAGAAGUGAGGAAGCUAGAAGUGAUGAAAAUACUCAGUCAUCGAAUGCUCAACGACCAACAAGUAUGGAACCAGAAUGCGUAUCUCCUCUUACAGUCGCUUCUGAUAUUGCUGCAGGUGGAUCAGGUUUAUCGGAGACAGUGUCACCUCUGGGUGAAAAUGGUAACAAGCUAGAAGAACGUGUUGUCCCAGAAUCAUACAAUAUGACUGAAUCAAUUUCGUCACAUGGUGGUUAA